GAUGGGGCCUACCAGGCAGACCAAGACGCGACUAGCGGUUCUUCUCUCAAGGCUAACUCUACCUCCCCAGCACCCCCGGCCUAUGAGCCUGCACGACCGGAGCUCUCCAUGGUGGCAUCAUCCACGGGCGAAAAUACCUCAGGAGAUGUGCCUGCCGAAUACAAGCCCAGUCCCAUUGCUCGCGAUUCACCCAUGAUAUCGGAAUUACCUCAAGCCGGCGCCACAGGUUUCCCUUCUGCCGUGCUGGUUUUCAAACUGCCCUGGCGACUGAAUAACCUGACCAAGUUCAGCUCCCCAGCCGAAGCUCAGGCAGCCUAUCGUAGUCCGGAGCCGAUCUUGUCAAAUCGUUUCAUUCGUCUAUCCCCAUGGCCUGCUGACAAUAAUAGACGUGGUCACUUCCAACAGGGUCGAUUCCAUGGGGGGCGCCGGCCCGGAAACUUCACGGGCAUUGGAUUCACUACCGGCAAAAGCUCAUUGCUGGGUGACGCGCACAUUAGUAAGAACCGCCUCCCGGCUAAACUUCGGUUGGGCAACACGUCGAAUAUCAAACGUCCUCAGAAUUCGGACUCGAAGUCUUUCUCUCAGUCAACCAAUCGCUCACGUUGGCGUCUGGAGCGCGACGAGAAUGGUAGCGCCCUUUUUUCCGAUGCUGAGGAGACGGAUGAGGAAUUGUUUGACUCACCUAACGACUCUUUCACAAACACCUGCGGCAUGGAUGCAUCCACUGUUCGUUCCUCUAGGGCCAGGAGAGGGUCCACCAACGACAGUGAUGCCGACGACUUGCACACUCCCUCCGAUGCCCUACUGGAUGAAAAUGGCUCCUUUGGUCACUUUGUGAGUUCGUCUGCCACAGAGAGUUUGUGA
This is a messenger RNA of Dibothriocephalus latus, 864 nucleotides long. The record is from the annotation of a GenBank genome assembly. NCBI's taxonomy places the organism in Eukaryota, Metazoa, Platyhelminthes, Cestoda, Diphyllobothriidea, Diphyllobothriidae.